This is a messenger RNA of Alternaria atra, 261 nucleotides long. RefSeq lists its product as uncharacterized. The coding region runs from base 1 to 261 and encodes 86 amino acids. The transcript is spliced from 3 exons. The record is from RefSeq and is a predicted model, not a curated record. NCBI's taxonomy places the organism in Eukaryota, Fungi, Ascomycota, Dothideomycetes, Pleosporales, Pleosporaceae.
AUGGAAAAUGAGAUUCGAGCCCAAGCAGCUGCUCGCUACUAUUGGUGGGAAUGGCAGAGGUUCCUGCUGUUCACCCGGCAACAAACCGUACAUGCACCGCAAAACUGGCAACAAACUUCACCAGAGGUGCGACGUCAGAUCGUGAAUCGGGUCAAUGCGGCGUUGAAGUACGAGAAGAUUUCUGAGGCGCCGGAGGAAGUUAUUGAAUGGCGUAUGGAGACACUCUUGAGCCGUCGAUGCAGGGAUAAAGGACAGGAAUAG